AUGAAUUGGGUUAAAGAAGAAGAUGUAAAUUCUUGUUAUUUCCAUAUUAUGAUGAAGGCGCGAUUCAGGAGAAAUUCUAUCUCAGUGCUCACUGCUGAAGAUCAGGUACUGCUGCAACAACCUUUUACAUCAGAAGAAAUAGAGGAAGCUUUAAGUGAAAGUGAUGGUAAUAAGAGUUUGGGGCCCGACGAUUUUAAUCUCGAAUUCCUAAAACGUUGUUGGGAUGUCAUUGGUGUUGAGAGUACUGGCUCAUUAGUCUUGUUAGGUGCGUCUAUCAAGUUAUCUUUAAGAUACUGGUUGGAAGACUAG
This is a messenger RNA of Lathyrus sativus (Indian pea), 309 nucleotides long. The record is from the annotation of a GenBank genome assembly. Lineage: Eukaryota; Viridiplantae; Streptophyta; Magnoliopsida; Fabales; Fabaceae.